Molecule: messenger RNA, 754 nt
Organism: Paramecium tetraurelia
Lineage: Eukaryota; Ciliophora; Oligohymenophorea; Peniculida; Parameciidae
Exons: 2
Cellular component (GO): cytoplasm
Molecular function (GO): phosphatase activity
Source: RefSeq, a predicted model, not a curated record
AUGGAAAAGAAAGUAGUUUUUAUUAGACAUGCAGAAUCAGAAUAUAAUUUAGCCUAGAGAAUAGCAAAGAAUUCGGUGGCUGAAGUUAAAUUAGAGGAAGAAGAUUAAGAUGUGAAAUACUCAUCUAAAUAUUGUGAUGCUCCAUUAACUAAAUUUGGAAGAGAAUAAUGUGAUCCAACUAAAUUCGAAGACCUCAGAAUUGAGACUGUGGUUGUUAGUCCACUAAAAAGAGCAGUAGAAACAGCUGUAUUACUCUUUUAAAAUCAUCCUAAUAAACCUAAGUUUGUAGUAGAACCAUACCUACGCGAAAUGUUUCUAUCAGGAUGCGAUUUUGGGAUAAGACUAUAAGAAACCAUUAAUGAAUUCCCAUUCAUUAACUAUGAUAGAUUAUUAUCUAACCCCAUAAUAAAAUAGCAUCCAAACAUGUGGUCUCUUGAAUUUAUAUAUAAUUAAAAUAGUGCAAACAUUUUGAAACAAUACAUUAAAGACACUGAAUAUGGAAGUUAGGACUGUAUCGAAAAGGUUUUGGAGUACAUGAAACAGCAUCCAAUUUAAGUAGAAACUUUUGAAGAAAACACUAAAAGGGUUGAAGAGUGCAAGAAGCACCUCUAAUUUGAGGAACCCUUUGUUUGUGUUUCUCAUUCUAGAACGAUCCAUACUUUGACAGGCAAAUUUAUUCAUAAUUGUACUGGAAUUGAAGUAAAUAUAUGAACAGUAUCAAUAAUAUUAUUAAUAAUAAAUCAAUAUGUCUCAA